Aspergillus steynii IBT 23096 is the source of this 564-nucleotide messenger RNA. RefSeq lists its product as uncharacterized. The record is from RefSeq and is a predicted model, not a curated record. The transcript has 3 exons. Bases 1 to 564 code for a protein of 187 amino acids. Lineage: Eukaryota; Fungi; Ascomycota; Eurotiomycetes; Eurotiales; Aspergillaceae.
AUGCUCUGGCACCCUGGUCCUGGAGUCCGAACCCGUCGCUCAAAUCCUGAGUUCAACCCGGGACCGCAAACAUGCCCUAGGGAGAUCCCGCUUCUCUUGAGGGCGUCCGUCGUGGACAACCUACAGUUUAACAUUAUCACUCGAAAGGCCGUUGGGAAGUUCCCUGAUGUCCCGCGCACAUCGGGGGCCUCGCAAACGCGCGUCGCCAAGCUGAACGGCGGGCAUUAUCUCGUGCAAGACCAGAUCCGGCUCUGCUUUUCCAACCAGGAGAGACGCAACAGCCACGAAGAAGCAUUCUACAUUGACGUGGGCGACGAGGAAGAACCUGACCCGACGAUCGAUGUCUUUAUUAGUCGGGAUUCGAAGGUUUUGAGCGGGCUGGGAGAGAAGGGAAAGCAUUGCGCACCGGUUCUUCCCAAAUUCUCUAAGAAUUCUGACGAGAAGAAAGCCAAAGAGAAGAAGCUCGAAGAAACGAUGGCAAGGGCAGAUAAACAAACGGAGAAGCUUCAAGCACAACAAGCCGAAAAAUACGAGAACAACUGCCGAAAGCAACAGGGCGCGUGA